Messenger RNA from Ectocarpus sp. CCAP 1310/34, 1735 nucleotides. The record is from the annotation of a GenBank genome assembly. NCBI's taxonomy places the organism in Eukaryota, Phaeophyceae, Ectocarpales, Ectocarpaceae.
GGCAAGCAUGGCGGAGUUCGGACCUCUCCUGCUGCGAACAAUAACCUCGGUGACCUCUCGAGCGUUGUCUCGGAAUGCGAAGGGUGCUGCACGGCAAUGCCGUGAGAGAUGCAGCGCCGCAGCGGCAGCGUCGGAAGCCAGAGCAGUAGCAGCGCCGAGCGUUUCCGCGUUCCAGCAUUUGGAGCGGAGGCGGGGCAUUUCUUCCAGCGCAAGGGCUUGCCAUGGGGAUCACGAAGAGGGCUUCGAACACGCGGAAACGGUGGAGAUUACUUGGGAGAACAAGGACGGCUUGAAGAAGAAGACGGCGGCCAAGUGCGGCAUGAACCUCAUGAGGGUGGCGCACAAGCACGGGAUCGACUUGGAAGGUGCCUGCGAGGGCGUUUGUGCUUGCUCUACGUGCCACGUGAUAAUGUCAAACGAGGUGUUCGACCAACUGCCGGAGGCGAGCGAGGACGAAGAAGACAUGCUUGACCUAGCCUUCGGCUUAACCGAAACGUCGCGACUCGGCUGCCAAGUCAUCGUUACUCCGGAAAUGGACGGAAUAGUGGUGAAACUGCCGGCAGCGACUAGAAAUUUCUACGUAGAUGGCCACGUCCCCCAGCCCCAUUAAGACACUGGUGAUAUUUUACUGCUGUGGCGGUUUCAGUGAGUCUUUGAAGGAGAAGGCUGGGGGUGCAAUAUUAAGCCCCCCCCUCACAAGGACGAGCUGCCUGUCCCUGUCCCUACCUUCUGAAGGCUUGGUUGGUGGUGGGAGGGGGGUGUAGCACGCGAGCGCGGUUGAGAACCAACCUAAAUAGGGGCCACCUGUUGUGACGAGCGAAGUGUUCCUGUUGCUUUGAUACAAAAAGUGUUGAAAGUAUUGAAAGGUAUAAUGCCUCGCCGUGUUUUUAACACCACAGCCCUUGGGAGCAAUGAGACGGUUUCUGCCCCCCCGUCGACCGGCGCGCCGAGGAGGUGUGUAACGAAUAUAGGUCUUGUGAAACACCGCUUCCGUGCACCUGUCUCUGUCGUUGGUCCUCGAAGCGUCCUGCCAGAGACUCUGUGCCGUUCGUUGACUUCUUGUUCGCACAUUGCACACUUUGGAGCAUCCGGUGCAAGCGGCAAGACGGGGAGGGUGUUUGAGAAAGAACAUCAGAGACCAUGUGUCGAGGUCGUCAGGCCUGUUUGUACAUGGCGUUUUUUGGUCAACCCUCUUCUGUCGGUCGUUCUUUCUUCCUGUUUCCCGUUGCCAUCUGCCUGCUCGAGGGGUUGUCGUGCGAGGUAUGGCGAUUGCGGUUAUCCAUGGGAAAAUGAAGGCUGGGGGUGUUAGGAUAAAAAUAAUUGACGGGUGUGGCGGACGGGGUCGGUCCUGGAUAUUUUACGGAGCCACUUUUAAGGCAUUUCGUGAUUUUCUAAACUACGUGGGCGCUCUCUCUCUCAAUCUCUGUCAUUGCCCGUUGUUGCGACAAAAACUUUCCCCGUUGGGAAUACCAAGUCGAUAUCGGUAAACUACUCGAAGUAUGUAGUUCUUUUUGUGGAGGACAGGGGUAUUGCAGUCUAGAGGUGAUUCUUCCACGAAGGUCACUCAAUACCUUGAGCCCGCCAAAUUCAUCUGUUCAGAUCUUUAGCACGGAUGGGUGUACGGCGCAUCAAGAGGAGGGGUUGACGUGUAGGGCAGGUGUGUGGAGGUGAUGUUGUACACUAUUACUGGUACACUGGUGAUGAAAAAUGACUGCAAGGUACGAUCUGAGCCGAG